Messenger RNA from Durusdinium trenchii, 642 nucleotides. The record is from the annotation of a GenBank genome assembly. Lineage: Eukaryota; Dinophyceae; Suessiales; Symbiodiniaceae.
AUGUCCAAGACUGACGACAGCGGUAAAGAUGAGGAAGCUUUCCUAGGCAAGCUGCGAUCGAACUUUCUUGGGCUGGAAUUCAUGGCUUACGGCGAGGGAAUGAACCCAAAGAAGAUUGACAGCUCCAUGUCACAGGUCCAUGCCCUACAGCUGACCAGGCAAGAGCUGCUCGCCGUCCAGUACAGUUCCUCCCUGUGGGGUACGAAGCCUCGUGGACCUCGGAAGAUGGGUGCAGUGAUCCCUAAGGUGCAGCCCAACGGCGAACGGUUGGUUUGCAGGACGCUACAUCCAGAUACUGAAGGCCUUGUGGCCCUCCAGAAGGCCAACAAUACCAGCCAUAUCCACACCUUCCACAACAAGCCUCCAAAGUGGAACGAGCAGGUGGGCGCCUUUGUCUUGAACUUCAACAAGCGAGUGACACAGGCGUCGGUGAAGAACUUCCAGCUCACCACCGUGGACGACCCCGACACGGUCUUCUUACAGUUUGGACGAGUGGGCAAGGAUGUCUUCAACAUGGACUUCCGCUUUCCCUUCUCUCCGUUCCAAGCCUUUGCCAUUUGCCGGGAGCUCCUACGACUGACGUGCACGACUGACGGAGUAGUGCACAUAGCAAAGACGUGGUGCAAAGCCAUGUGGCUUUGA